AUGGACGAUUGUUGCGGAGAGGUCCAGUUGACAGCCUUACGGCUCCCAAAAAUCGGGAUGAUUAUCCGGAACCGCGAGGGUGGAUACGAGUGUGGCCCCUUACCGGGAAUCGGUGGCCCAUUCGACACAGCAACCGCGUUCUUCGAGGCAUGGGCCGAUACCAUGAAGUUUAAGUGGGACAAAGAGACGAUCACAAGCAUGAUGCAGAGAGGUCCAAUCUCAGCGGAACAGAUGAUUGCAAUUAUCGAGAACUUGCCUUCGCAGGUCAAAGCGAUAGCUAGCCGGCUGUCCGUGUGCAGUGAAGGGCCAUUCCCUCUGGCACAUGAUGACUUUUAUCAUAGUAACAUCAUGGUCAAUGAGAAUAGCUUCGAGGUAACGGGAAUCAUUGACUGGGAAGGCGCAUUUACGGUUCCCUAUGAGCUCAUCAUGUUCCCCGAAAUCCUUGCAUUCAUGCCCGUCUCCUUCGGCCUCCCUGAGACCUAA
Messenger RNA from Penicillium bovifimosum, 483 nucleotides. RefSeq lists its product as uncharacterized. The transcript has 2 exons. Bases 1 to 483 code for a protein of 160 amino acids. NCBI's taxonomy places the organism in Eukaryota, Fungi, Ascomycota, Eurotiomycetes, Eurotiales, Aspergillaceae. The record is from RefSeq and is a predicted model, not a curated record.